This is a messenger RNA of Rhincodon typus (whale shark), 2819 nucleotides long. RefSeq names its product DEAD (Asp-Glu-Ala-Asp) box polypeptide 52 (gene ddx52). Gene Ontology annotation, cellular component: 90S preribosome. NCBI's taxonomy places the organism in Eukaryota, Metazoa, Chordata, Chondrichthyes, Orectolobiformes, Rhincodontidae. The record is from RefSeq and is a predicted model, not a curated record. Gene Ontology annotation, molecular function: RNA helicase activity; ATP binding; nucleic acid binding. The coding region runs from base 4 to 1965 and encodes 653 amino acids. Gene Ontology annotation, biological process: maturation of SSU-rRNA. The transcript is spliced from 15 exons.
UGGAUGGUAUCGAUCGCUGAGAAGUCGCUCGGCGGUCGAUGCAUCAGCGCUCCAUGCUGUGGCCUGUUCUCUAUGGCGAUGGAGGCGCUGGAUUUGUUCCGGGCGCUGGGCUCGGGAGCUCGCUUUGACUGGAAGCGCUUCGGGAAGGAUGCCGAGAGACUGCGGGUGAUGAAUUCAAGCAGCACCAUCUUAAGUGAAAACGUUCCUGACCUUGACUUUUUUAACAGACAGCCUGCAAAAAACUGCAAACCAGUGGUCAGUACGUUGAAAAACAAAGGGGAGAAAAAAGAUUCUGCAGCAGACUGCAAGGACGACACAUGUGUAUCCCUAGGAAAAAGAAAAUUGGACAUGGGUAGUUCAGAAAGAAAGAAAAGGAACAAAAAGAGGAUCAAAGAAACCAACGCAAUGUCUGACAUUUUUGCUAAUAGCAAGGAUGAUGAUGGAAUAAUGUUGAUGUCCUCACUGGGAAGCAAGAUCAAGAGUAAUAUUGACAGGACGGGCACAGAACCUAGUGCUGAGAAACUGGAACAUCAACGACGAGAAAAGAUGAAUAAAUUUCGGCGUAAGCAUCGGAUUCAUGUGGAUGGAACAGAUAUUCCUGAACCCAUUGAAACCUUUGAACAGCUCUUACAGGAGUAUAACUUGCACCCAAAAAUUAUUCAGAACAUACAGGAAGCUGGUUUCCAAAUGCCCACCCCCAUACAGAUGCAAGCCAUUCCUGUCAUGCUACAUAAUCGUGAAAUCCUGGCCUGUGCCCCAACUGGAUCAGGAAAGACCUUGGCCUUUUGCAUUCCACUUUUGACUUGUCUAAAGCAACCAAUGAACAAAGGUUUCAGGGCGCUGAUACUAUCUCCUACUCGUGAGCUGGCCAGCCAGACUCAUCGGGAGCUAGUAAAGCUCUCUGAAGGUAUUGGAUUCAGAAUUCAUAUGAUCAACAAAGCAGCUGAGGCUGCCAAGAAGUUUGGUCCCAAGACGUCAAAUAAAUUUGAUGUUUUGGUGACUACUCCAAACAGAUUGAUUUACUUGUUAAAACAGGAUCCUCCCGGUCUGGACCUCAGCAGGGUGGAGUGGCUGGUUGUUGAUGAAUCUGAUAAGUUGUUUGAAGAUGGUAAAUCUGGAUUCAGAGAUCAGCUUGCCACUAUCUUCUUGGCAUGUACAUCCCACAGUGUGCGGCGAGCUAUGUUUAGUGCCACAUUUGCAUUUGAUGUUGAGCAGUGGUGUAAACUGAACUUGGACAAUGUGGUAUCUGUGUCGAUUGGCACGAGGAAUUCUGCUGUGGAGACAGUGGAGCAAGAGUUACUUUUUGUGGGUACCGAAACUGGGAAACUAGUAGCAAUGAGAGAUCUAGUUAAAAAGGGGUUUUCACCUCCAGUGCUAGUUUUCGUUCAGUCUAUUGAAAGAGCAAAGGAACUCUUUCAUGAGUUGAUCUACGAGGGCAUUAACGUUGAGGUUAUCCACGCAGAAAGAACUCAACAACAGAGAGAUAAUGUAGUAUGCAGCUUCAGAGCCGGAAAAAUUUGGGUCCUCAUUUGUACAGCUCUCAUGGCUCGUGGUAUUGAUUUUAAAGGUGUGAAUCUAGUCAUCAACUACGACUUUCCAACUACUGCAAUUGAGUACAUUCAUAGAAUUGGACGGACAGGAAGAGCUCAUCAUCGAGGAAAAGCUAUUACAUUUUUCACAGAAGACGAUAAGCCACUUUUGCGGAGUGUAGCAAAUGUUAUCAGACAAGCUGGCUGCCCUGUACCAGACUAUAUGAUGCAAAUAAACAAACUGCAGAGUAAACAAAAGAAAAGAUUGAUCAAAAAUCCAAUCAAACGAGCAGAUAUCAAGACCACACCAAAGUACUUCAUAGAAAAGGCUGCCAGGAGGAAAAAAAUGAUACAGAAGAGCAAGAAGAAGAAAAAAGAAAAUUCCUAUGCAAGUGUGCCAGUUACCCGGGGUAAGCAGGUUGCCACUGACAGCUGAAGAAGUGCUGCUAGAAGUGUCCAACACUGCUUUCUACAGUUGAGAAGCAGAGCAUCGGAUAGCCACUUGUACAUCCCCACAGGGACUGAUGCUGAACAUUACUAUUGUUUACGCUUGCAUUUUUUUUAAAAGAUGCUUAUCUGAAUUUUUUUUUAAAAACUGAAGUCUUUUAGAAGCACAGAGAUAGUAGGAACCGCAGAUGCUGGAAAAUCUGAGACAACAAGGUGCAGAGCUGGAUGAACACAGCUGGACACAGGAAGGCUGACGUUUCGGGCCUAGACCCUCCUCCAUUUUUGAUGAAGGGUCUAGGCCCGAAAUGUCAGCCUUACUGCUCCUACGAUGCUGCUUGGCCUGCUGUGUUCAUCCAGUUCUGCACCUUGUUGUCUGUCUCUUUUAGAAGCACAGUGUUUUGGGACAAUACUGCAGCCGUGGUCACUUUUUACAUUGUAUAUUUGUGCCUUUAGAAAUAAUCUGUACCUAUUUACCAUUGCAGCCUUGCGGGUGUGAGGAUAUGGUCUUCACACACACUGAAAAUGGUCAUUUCUACCUGAUACAGAAUAUUGGAGUUUGGGCACACUAAAUUAUCUUUCUCAAGAACUGCUUUUGUAUGGAAGUUACUGUGCAAACAAAUAUAGUUACUUUUAUGACAGUGGAAAUAAAUAUCACUGGCAUAAUUUAAGACAUAGUUAAGUUGUGAUUUAAUCUUCAGUUUAAAAAAAGUCAUGAUUUCUUUAAUUCUAAGAGUCUAGUGUUAAUGUAAGGAGAGAAGUUUUUUAUAUCAAAACUGUGACCUUUAUCUUUAUCUCACUGUCUGAGAUGCAGUGUUUCUAAAAUUAAAAACAUGUUUCAUUUAA